AUGGAUAACAUUGACUAUUCUCGUUUAGUUCCCAGACAUGAGUAUUAUGACAAUAUUCAAUUGGCAGUUCAGGAUCCGAGGGAAGGAAAGCCUAAGCGAGCUGCUGAGCGGGGCCAGUGGUCCCGGGGCGUCCUGACUUCCAAGGUUCUGGGCCUUCGUGCUGCCACCAGGAGCUCGUCGCCACGCCCUGCCCCAGUGGUCCCCCUGCAGGGGUUCCUGUCCCCCAGGCACCGAGCCCCAAGCCUCGGCGCAGGCUGCAGCUUCCCUCUGCCUGACCCCCGCCAGCCUGCGCCUCCUCACCCGGGAACUACCUUCCCUCGGCAGCAGCGGAGAAGAACAGCCGAGCAGACCCAACAGCCGGGGCAGCAGCGAGUGGGAGGCUGUUCCAGCAGCUCGUGGCUGGCAUUGGAGAAUGUGGAGAUUUUCCCAUUCAUAAAAGGAACGUCCCCGCUCGCCGCCUUGCCGCUCGCGGUCUUGCUGUCCGCCACACACCGCCACAUCCGCAGCGGGGUAGGGCUGGGUCUGGGGGCGUUCGGUUCCCAGGGCCUUACCCGGGCGUACUCUCGCCUUUCUCAGGAAGCCCCAUUUUGUGAGCGGCACCGCGUGUCCUCGCUCAGUCCGUGCACACCGUUGACCUGGAACGCGGAUGAGCACCCUUGGUUGAAACGAAGAGACAAAAUGUUUAGGAAGCGACUGUCAGGCCACGUUGCCUAUCCAUUUCUAAACGACUGUCUUUUUAGGACCCCGUUUUCACCCUUGUAUGGCAGUGGGUUGGGGGUGGGGGAUGGAACUGGAGUGGCCCAGGGAGAUGAUGGCAGGGGCGGGGCGGGGCAGGGCGUUCAUGAAAUGGAGAACUACAGCAUGUACUGCGUGAGCUGUCGAACCCCAGUGUGCUAUCUGUGCCUAGAGGAGGGCCGGCAUGCCAAGCACGAGGUGAAGCCGCUGGGGGCCAUGUGGAAGCAGCACAAGGCACAACUAUCUCAGGCCUUAAAUGGAGUUUCGGAUAAGGCAAAGGAAGCAAAGGAGUUUCUGGUUCAGCUGAAGAACAUAUUGCAGCAGAUCCAGGAAAACGGACUGGACUACGAAGCCUGCCUGGUUGCUCAGUGUGAUGCCCUUGUGGAUGCUUUAACUCGUCAGAAAGCCAAGCUGCUCACCAAGGUGACAAAGGAGAGGGAACACAAGUUGAAGAUGGUUUGGGACCAGAUCAAUCACUGCACACUGAAGCUGCGUCAGUCCACCGGACUGAUGGAGUACUGCCUGGAGGUGAUCAAGGAGAACGACCCCUCGGGGUUCUUACAGAUCUCAGAUGCUCUGAUCAAACGCGUCCAGGUGUCUCAGGAGCAGUGGGUCAAAGGCGCCCUGGAGCCAAAAGUGUCUGCGGAGUUUGAUCUGACCUUGGACAGCGAGCCGCUGCUGCAGGCCAUCCACCAGCUGGACUUCAUUCAGAUGAAAUGUAGGGUGGUGAACAAGUCUACCAACUCACAAGAUUGGGCUUACACUCUCGAGCAGGAAAUAGACACUAAACAAAUGUAUAAUAGAAUGUUGGAUGGUGGCAGGUGCUAUGAAGAGGAAUCAGAGGAAGGGGCAGCAGUAGAUGCCAUGGGCCACAGCCCUGUGGACGGCUACAUCCUGGAGCUGGACGACGGCGCCGGGGGACAGUUCCGGGAAGUGUACGUCGGUAAGGAGACUUUGUGUACCAUCGACGGUCUUCACUUCAACAGCACCUACAACGCCCGAGUCAAAGCUUUCAACUCUUCUGGUGUCGGGCCUUACAGUAAAACUGUCGUCCUGCAGACGUCCGAUGUGGCCUGGUUCACAUUUGACCCCAACUCUGGGCAUCGGGACAUCAUUUUAUCCAACGACAACCAGACAGCCACCUGCAGCAGCUAUGAUGACCGGGUGGUGCUGGGCACAGCUGCGUUCUCCAAGGGUGUGCACUACUGGGAGCUGCACGUGGACCGGUACGACAACCACCCAGACCCCGCCUUCGGGGUGGCCAGGGCCAGCGUGGUCAAGGACAUGAUGCUGGGCAAGGAUGACAAGGCCUGGGCCAUGUAUGUGGACAACAACCGCAGCUGGUUCAUGCACUGCAACUCCCACACCAACAGGACGGAAGGCGGCGUGUGCAAGGGGGCCACCGUGGGCGUGCUGCUGGACCUGAAUAAGCACACCCUCACUUUCUUCAUCAACGGGCAGCAGCAGGGCCCCACAGCCUUCAGCCACGUGGACGGGGUCUUCAUGCCAGCCCUCAGCCUCAACCGCAAUGUGCAGGUCACCCUGCACACAGGAUUGGAAGUGCCGACUAACCUGGGGCGGCCAAAGCUGUCAGGCAAUUAG
Molecule: messenger RNA, 2337 nt
Organism: Mandrillus leucophaeus (drill)
Lineage: Eukaryota; Metazoa; Chordata; Mammalia; Primates; Cercopithecidae
Gene: TRIM67
Product: tripartite motif containing 67
Exons: 15
Coding region: 1-2337 (778 amino acids)
Molecular function (GO): zinc ion binding; protein binding
Source: RefSeq, a predicted model, not a curated record